AUGGCAUCUGCGGCAAGAACGUUGCGUAUUGGUCUCAUCCCAGGUGAUGGCAUCGGACGGGAGGUCAUCCCAGCCGGAAGGAGAGUCCUAGAAGCUCUGCCAGCAUCGUUGGGUCUGAAAUUCUCAUUUGUGGAUCUGGAUGCAGGCUUCGAUACGUUCAAAAAGACAGGUGCUGCUUUGCCAGACAAAACUGUGGAAACUUUGAAGAAAGAAUGUGACGGAGCGUUGUUUGGUGCCGUCAGUUCACCUACCGUCGCGACAAAGGGAUAUUCCUCGCCUAUCGUCGCCCUGCGAAAGCGGCUCCAGUUGUACGCAAACGUUCGUCCUGUGAAAUCAGUGGCUACGGCAAAGAAUCCGGUAGACCUAGUCAUAGUUCGCGAGAACACCGAAGAUUUGUAUGUCAAGGAAGAAAAAACAUACGAUGGUCCAGAGGGCAAGGUUGCGGAAGCUAUCAAACGCAUUUCAGAGAAAGCCAGCUUCAACAUUGCAGCGAUGGCCGGUGAGAUCGCGCUCCGCAGACAGAAAAUUAGGGACUCUGGUGCAUCGAGCAUUCAUUCACAGCCACGAGUGACUAUCACGCACAAGAGCAACGUUCUAUCGCAGACAGAUGGGCUAUUCAGAGAGACGUCGCGCAAGGCGCUCGGACAGGAAAAGUUCAGCUCCAUUAAGAUCGAUGAGCAGAUCGUAGACAGCAUGGUAUACAAGCUCUUCCGCGAACCUGAGUCAUACGAUGUCAUUGUUGCACCAAACCUGUACGGCGAUAUCCUCAGCGACGGUGCUGCAGCCUUGGUAGGAAGUCUUGGUUUGGUUCCCAGCGCCAACGUGGGUGCUGACUUUGUCAUCGGUGAGCCCUGCCACGGUUCGGCUCCCGAUAUCGAAGGCAAGGGCAUUGCCAACCCGAUCGCUACAAUCCGUAGCACUGCCUUGAUGUUGGAGUUCCAGGGCCUGGAAGAGGCUGCCGCGAAGAUUUACGCUGCCGUUGAUGCAAAUUUGGAAGAAGGCAAAUUGCUAUCUCCUGAUCUUGGAGGCAAGGCAACAACAGAGGAAGUGCUGCAGGACAUCCUCAGACGGUUGUAA
Molecule: messenger RNA, 1077 nt
Organism: Verruconis gallopava
Lineage: Eukaryota; Fungi; Ascomycota; Dothideomycetes; Venturiales; Sympoventuriaceae
Exons: 3
Coding region: 1-1077 (358 amino acids)
Biological process (GO): isocitrate metabolic process; tricarboxylic acid cycle
Cellular component (GO): mitochondrion
Molecular function (GO): NAD binding; magnesium ion binding; isocitrate dehydrogenase (NAD+) activity
Source: RefSeq, a predicted model, not a curated record